Didymodactylos carnosus is the source of this 201-nucleotide messenger RNA. Lineage: Eukaryota; Metazoa; Rotifera; Eurotatoria; Philodinida; Philodinidae. The record is from the annotation of a GenBank genome assembly.
AUGAUAACUGGUCAUGUACGUAGUUGUAUCAAAUAUUUUGAAAAAUUAUUACAACGAACAACGAUCGAUGAAUGGAAAAGAUAUACUAUUUUACAACAUCUUAGUAUAGCAUAUUAUUUUGUGAAUGAAUUUGAUCCGGCAUUAAAGCAUGCAUUAGAAGCCAACAAUGUUCGUUUAGAUGGUAUUUUUAAUGGUAAUUAA